Messenger RNA from Bacillus rossius redtenbacheri, 5295 nucleotides. It is a transcript of the gene PSR, whose product is annotated as bifunctional arginine demethylase and lysyl-hydroxylase JMJD6. Gene Ontology annotation, cellular component: cytoplasm; nucleus. Gene Ontology annotation, molecular function: histone H4R3 demethylase activity; P-TEFb complex binding. The record is from RefSeq and is a predicted model, not a curated record. NCBI's taxonomy places the organism in Eukaryota, Metazoa, Arthropoda, Insecta, Phasmatodea, Bacillidae. Bases 181 to 1329 code for a protein of 382 amino acids. The transcript has 8 exons. Gene Ontology annotation, biological process: phagocytosis.
AAGUCUUUGCAAUCUGCAAUCUUGCACGUACGCCGUUUCGAGAAAGAGAAAGAAAAAAUGUGAAGUAAUCACGUAGAGAGGUUAUGGGAUCGUAAAAAUAUACAAUUUGUAUUUGAAUGAAUUUUCCUUGUGAUAAAUUAUAAUUAAGUGUAACAGACGUUUAGGAACUAUUGAAAUGAAAUGGAUCACCGUGCAAGAAAAAGAAUCAGAGAAGUAAAAAGGAAGGCUAGACCAGAAUUGAACUCGAAGGGUGACUGGACAUCGCAAGGAUAUUUAAACAAUUUUGAACCAUUCAAAGUUGUUAAGGACAACAUCGAGCGAAUCCAAGUGAGAGAUGUCUCGCCGCAGAGCUUCAUAGAGAAAUACGAAAGCAAGUACAAACCCGUAGUUAUCUUAGGGGCGCAGGAUGAGUGGAAAGCACCCCAGAAGUGGACUUUGGAGAAGCUGGAGAAAAAGUAUCGCAACCAGAAAUUCAAAUGUGGGGAAGACAACGAGGGCUAUAGUGUGAAAAUGAAGAUGAAGUAUUACGUUCAGUAUAUGAAAACUAGUCAAGAUGAUAGCCCUUUGUAUAUUUUUGAUAGCAGCUUUGGUGAGCACGUCCGACGCAAGAAACUUUUGGAGGAUUAUGAGAUUCCGGUGUACUUCCGCGACGACUUGUUCAAGUACGCCGGCGAGGGGCGUCGCCCACCGUACCGGUGGUUCGUGAUGGGCCCCGAGAGGUCUGGCACGGGGAUCCACAUAGACCCUCUGGGCACCAGCGCUUGGAACGCCCUGAUCAGCGGGCACAAGAGGUGGUGUCUGUUCCCCACGCAUACCCCCAAGGAGCUGCUGAAGGUGCUGCCCUCCGAGGGCGGCCGGCAACGGGACGAAGCCAUCACGUGGUUCAAAGUGAUAUACCCUCGCACCCAGCUUCCCGAUUGGCCCAAGGACUGCAAGCCGGUGGAGAUCCUGCAGGGGCCGGGGGAGACGGUGUUCGUGCCGGGCGGCUGGUGGCACGUGGUGCUCAACCUGGACGCCACGAUAGCCGUGACCCAGAACUUCUGCUCGCGCACCAACUUCCCCGUGGUGUGGCACAAGACUGUGCGCGGCCGCCCCAAACUCUCCCGCAAGCUCUACAAAGUCCUGAAGGCGAAGGAGCCCAGGCUGGCGGCGGUGGCCGACUCGGUCGACCUGAGCGCGUCGACCGGCAUGGCGUCGGACAGCUCGAGCGCGUCCACGUCGAGCAGCUCGGGCGAUACUUCGUCCUGCUGCUCGUCCCAGGGCGAUGAGGACAGCGGCCAGGAGUCGCUGUCGUCCGGCAGCCGCAAGAAGCGGCGGAGGCUCUCGUAGCAGCCCGCCGCCCCCCGGAAGUCUUCUCUAAAUAUCGGUGGUGCUGUGCAAGUCGUGAACUUGGCCCACGUAAGAAGAUACCAACCCGCAAGUAAACUUCUGGGCCUCUGAUGACUGAUGGGACGGUAGAUGGUAUACGAGUCCUACAUUUGUUAGCUUGAUUGUCAACAAACGUAUUUUAACAAAAAAAUUAAUUGUGACAUUACAAUAGGUAGCGCAGUGUGAAACUUAUUUGGAUGGAUGUACUGUAUAUACUCUUUUAUAAAGUGUGUUAUUUUUUUUAAAAGUAUUACAUAUUCAGUCUGUUCUGAUGUAAGAUUUUUUAUUGAUUGUUGUGUGGGAACAAAGUUCCAAAUCCUGAGGAUUUAAAGCAACAUUAAAAUAUUGCAUAGCAUAGAUUUUGCACAUCAGUAACCAUAAUGAAGGGACAAAUGGAAUUGGAGACGUGCUAAAAAAUAAGUCAUGAAAAUUUUUCUUUAAUUUCUGACUGUGUAAAAAAGGAAAUUAUUUAUAUUGAUUCAGCAGCUACUUUUAUACUGACAACCCUUUACAUGGUUAUUUUAUAUAUAGUAUUUGUAAUUUCUACAUCAGCUUUACAUGUGGAGUAAUGAUAACCAAGAUAGAAUAUUUGCUCCACUGCAAAUACGGUACAUUAACUUCUAAAAUUUUGAUUUCAUAUUAACAACUUAUAAAUCUGCUGGCUAGACAUUGUUGUUGAAUGUUGAUUUUAUAUUUAUUUUAUUUUUAAUUUACUACAAAGAAAAUGUCAGUUAACUUCCAAAAAGCUUCAUCCAAAGAGAAUGUUUUAAAUUUAAUAUUAAAAAAAAACCAACGUGUAAUAAACUUCUCAUUUAAAUCAGUUCCAGUGAAUUAAAAAAAAAAAUUAAAAAUUUUAUAAGUGCAUGAUUUCAUAGUCAUGUUUAACAUUCAUUGACUGACUAGAUUUAUUAAUGUAUUGAACAUGUAACUAACUACUUAGGUAUGUCAAUUCUUAUUUUAGUUUGCAUAAAAAAAAAAGUACUAAAAAGUACUAAAAUAUACUUCAUAAAUAAAAUGAUAAAUUAUGGCAUUAUUUAUGUUGCUAGUUAUAUACUACUGGUUUUACAUUUUAAAAAUGUUUUACCAUUGGUAAUGUGAAUUGAUGUGGCUUUCUUAUGUUUUAUUAUUUUAUAGUUUUAUUAAAUUUACUACUCAUUUGACAUACUAAUAAUAAUUAAUAAAAUUAGUAAUGAUUAAUAAAGAGAUUCAUUGAAUUUUGAAUGUGUGGUUUAUGCAUCCUUAUUAAUUUGGUGAGACUGAUUAGAAAAGUAUGAAUACUACUAUGUCUAACUGUGGAAACAUAUUUUCGUAAAUAUUUAUAACCAGCAACCAGAAUAUUCGUGAACUUUUGAGGUUUAUUGAACACACACUCUCUGCUUUCUUAGUGCUAACUACCAACCACUUUAUUGAAGAGUACAUACAGUUUUUAAAAUUUAAGCAUGUUCUUUAUUUCAUUUAGGUUUACCAAGUGGCUAAUAUUCUUUCGUAUUUAGUAAUAUUGUCACUUAAAUAUUUUAUGUGGUGUGUGUAUUAUGUACUUUUUUUGUUUUAAUAUUUGUAUUUAAUGAUGGGAUCAGUUCAAAAUAAUAUAUAUUUUUUUUUGCAAGAAUUAAUAAUGGACUUUCAUACAUGCCUGUUCAUAAUUUAAUUAAUUUUGAUCUAUUUUAUUUUGUAUAGUAUGUGUAUUCAUGUGUACAUCCAUAGUAAGGCAUGUAUCUAGUCAGUGCAUUACAUGUUGAAAUGCUAGUUGUUGCACAUACUGGAGAUACCAUUGGCAGCACUGUAGAUGUGUUUAUAAUCAAAUAAAAUAAGUACGGGAAUCAUUUUCACACACGAGAGAGCCAAUCAUCCGAUCGUGCAUCUUCAGUUUUUUUUUGGUUCAUUGUAAAUAAAUAUGGCGGUGUUGAUAAAAGGAUACUAAUGGUCAAAUAGGUUAGGUUGGCUACAUAAAAGAUACGGAAAAAAAGCGUGAACUUUAGGGAACUUCGGGUUUUGGCUCUCUCGUCUGUGAAAAGAUGGCUUCCCAAUAAGUACAGUAAAACCCAUAUAUAGUGAACCUCUUUAUAACAAAAAGCCCUUUACAGCAAAACUAUAUCUAUAGCACUUCUCAUUGUUACUUUGCAGGGUCAUUUGACUGGAUAAUUACUUUUUCAUUCCAAUACACAAUUUCUGCCAUUAACACUUUCCUUGUUUCAAUGUGCUCUGUUGCCAGAUAUACGACAUAGAGCACAAAAGUAUUUGAUACAACUUUGUAAUGUAAUGCAUUUUUUAUGUAUCUGAAACAUUGUAUUUUGUAAUGCAAAAUUUUGAAUGAGAAUUUUGAAAACAUAUUCUUGUUUAUUUCAUCAAAAGCUUUAUCUGAUAUAUUAUCUUUUUUAUUUUUAAGGAGACGUAAUUGAAAGAUUCAUUCUUUGUUUCAACUAUUUUUGUUAACAGUUGUGUACAUCAAUUAAUAUUAAAAAUACUUUGGCUCUUUUGAGCAUAGAACAUAAUUUAAUGGUAUUCCUUGUUAUGUUAUUAAUAGUGACUACUGCUACAAAUAGUUUCUUCUGUAAGAUAAUAAGUGGUGUUAUCAUUGAAUUAUUUUUCUGUCAGAAUGACUACAACUGUUAUAAUAGUGUCAAUAGACACUAUGUCAUGGUUGUAGAAAAUUCAACAGAUAUUAAUAUUAAAAAAAUAUAUUAAAACUUAGUACAAUGAAUGAUGGUAUACAAAAUAAGACUUUCAUGUUAACAAACCGGGUAGUAUCAUUCUGGCAACAGUGGUCAUUAUUUACUCUGUAUUGCUAUAGCAAAAGUCAUUACAUCACCUCUACAUAACUAACUUUUGUCUUUCAGAUGUGAACUCCUUUAUGAAAUAAAAUUCAUAUUUAUCUUUAAACUAGCCUACAUUUAUUAAUAUCUUAUCAGUUAUGUUAAUGAUUGAACAAAUGACUUAAAGUUUAAAUAAAAAAUGAGUAACAUAUUUAAAUAUUCACAAAAAAAUUCAUAGAAGUAAAACACUGCAAAACUAUGCCACAAAUUUUAAAGAUUGCUGAUAAAAUUAAUGGGAGAUCAACAAAAUACAUGAUAGUUGGUUUGAUUCAUUAAUUUAAGAAAUCUAAUUUUUACAUAUUAUGUGCUGUUUGAUAAAAUUCAGUGGCAGUUGAGAGUUUGGCAAAUUUAUAAUAUAGACAGAAUACUAAUUCUUGUUUCAGUACUCAAUGUAACAAAUGCCUUGCAUAUUUUGUGACAGUAACACAAAAAAUUUCACAUGAUGUGUCCAUGAAUAGUAGAAAAUCUGACACUGUAAACUUUCUAUACUUGUUUAGUUAUGCUCUUUAAAUAAAAAAUCACCUUUAGAACAAAGAUAAAAGUAAUUCAUUCUCUUUAAUUUUUUGUAUAGAGGUUUUACUGUACUAUUUUAAUUUUAUUUGGUGUUUUAGCACAUAGAUUGACUACCACCGAAUUAAUUAAUGAACUGCAGUAUUUACUUCAUUUUCGGGCAUUAUUACAGUAGGAAAUGACUUGAACUGACCCAUCAUUUUACCAACAUUUAGUUCAUACCGUUUAUUAAGUGUACCACCUAGUGCAACUGUGUUAUCUAGGAGUAAUUUAUUUUUUUAAUAAGGUUUAUUUUCGCUCAUAAUUCCAGCCGUAUUGACGAGUGUUUUUGUUCUGCAAAUGUAUGCACCUUUGUGGGGCUAGUCCACUCAUUCUCACCCAGAGUGUGCGUUGGUAAAACUAACUACGUAUCGUAUUAUCCUGAACAUAAGUUGGAAAUUAUUCCGUAAAUUUAUAAAGAAAAAUGCACACCGGAAUUAUAUGCGGGCAUUUCAGAAAUAGCAAGAAGAAAAAAAAAUAUAUUUAUUUAUAUAUAUAUAUAUAUAUAUAUAUAUAUAUAUAUAUUUAGCAUAGGGUACCCUGAAAACAUGUCUAUUUUAUCCUA